Messenger RNA from Rangifer tarandus platyrhynchus (Svalbard reindeer), 1086 nucleotides. The record is from the annotation of a GenBank genome assembly. NCBI's taxonomy places the organism in Eukaryota, Metazoa, Chordata, Mammalia, Artiodactyla, Cervidae.
AUGCUGCGUCUGCUGGCGUCCACCUGCGCAAGGGGCCUGGGGGGUGGCUGGGGCUCGCGGAGACUGGUUCCCGGGGGCCGAGCGCGUCCGGUCGCGGGACUCUGCGACCCCAGCCGCCGCUUGAGCCGCCAGGCCUCCGACGCCCCCCGGAACCAACCCCCCAGUUCCGAGUUCGUGGCCCGGUCGGUGGGCAUCUGCUCCAUGAUGCGGCUGCCGGUGCAGGCCUCUCCCGAGGGGCUGGACGCCGCCUUCGUCGGGGUGCCGCUGGACAUUGGGACUUCCAACCGGCCUGGGACGAGAUUUGGACCCCGACGGAUCCGAGAAGAAUCAGUGCUGCUGAGGACUGCCAAUCCUAGCACAGGAGCUGUUCCCUUCCAGUUCCUCAGGGUUGCAGACCUAGGCGAUGUGAAUGUCAAUCUUUACAACCUUCAGGACAGCUGCCGCCUGAUUCGAGCGGCCUAUCAGAAAAUCGCAGCAGCCGGCUGUGUUCCUCUGACCUUGGGUGGAGAUCAUACAAUCACCUAUCCUAUAUUGCAAGCGAUAGCAGAAAAGCAUGGUCCUGUGGGGCUGGUGCAUGUGGACGCUCACAUGGACACAGCCGACAAGGCCCUAGGGGAGAAGCUCUAUCACGGGACCCCCUUCCGCCGGUGUGUGGACGAGGGACUCUUGGACUGCAAGCGUGUGGUGCAGAUUGGCAUCCGGGGCUCUUCCACGACCUUGGAUACCUACAGAUACAGCCGGAGCCAGGGCUUCCGGGUGGUCCUGGCUGAAGACUGCUGGCUGAAGUCACUGGUUCCUCUGAUGGGGGAAGUGAGGCAGCAGAUGGGAGGCAGACCCAUUUAUAUCAGCUUUGAUAUUGAUGGCUUGGACCCUGCUUACGCCCCGGGCACAGGGACACCUGAAAUUGCUGGUCUUACUCCUAGUCAGGCUCUGGAGAUCAUCCGGGGUUGUCAAGGCCUGAAUGUGGUGGGUUGUGACCUCGUGGAAGUUUCACCACCCUACGAUCCUUCUGGAAACACAGCCCUGGUGGCAGCUAACCUGCUGUUUGAGAUGCUGUGUGUUCUCCCCAAAGUGACAGUCGUCUGA